Molecule: messenger RNA, 3211 nt
Organism: Phaedon cochleariae (mustard beetle)
Lineage: Eukaryota; Metazoa; Arthropoda; Insecta; Coleoptera; Chrysomelidae
Source: the annotation of a GenBank genome assembly
GAUUUUUAAGCUAACCUGAAAACAGCUGCUGAACUGCAUAAAUUCAUAAUAAUGAAAAUAAAUGAAUUUUAAUUUCAAAAUAAUAGCAGUGUUUCCACGUCCACUAACUACAGAUACUCAUAUCAUUUAAAUAUACGUAGCCUGAUAUGUAAUUUGCAAAAUAGAAUUUGGCAAGAUCCUUAGCUCUAAAAGAAGAAAUCAUAUGAAACUUGACAGUUUAGUAUUGAUUAGUUUCGCCCAGUCUGCAUUGCAGUUUGCAGUGUGUAUAAAACUUUAUUCCAUUUUUUAAACACUACUGAAGAAAUGGCUGUCUAUAAAGUUUCCAAGUGUCCAACAGAUGAAUUAUCAUUGUCUAACUGUGCCAUAGUCAAUGAUGCUGAUUUCCCUGGGGCCAAGCACAUCAAAGUGCACACAGGUGGUGGUCAAAACUUCCUCUUCUCCAUCAAAAGCCACUCCAGUGUUCCUUCACACCAUGUGGGGUUCAGUUUACCCCAAAGAAAGUGGGCAGUAUUAUCCCUCAAUCAAGAAAUCAAUGUUGAACCCUAUCAACCUACAGAAUAUAUAUCAUCCAUUGUUCUUGAGGCUGAUUAUAUGCAGAAAAAAACAACUUCACAGGAUCAGUAUGACUCUGAUGAGAUGGCCACAGAGUUCACAUCAAUGUUUCCUAAUCAGAUGUUCACUGUUGGUCAACAGCUAGCUUUUUCAUUCAAGGACAAAAAACUGCUUCUGCUAGUCAUAAAAGAUAUAGAAGUGGUUGAAGCUGCUACAAUAAAAUCUGGGGGUGAUGCAAAACCAAGAAAAGCAAAGCUGGGACAACUCAUACCUAAUACUGUUAUCCAGUUUGAGAAAGCUGAAAAUUCUGCACUGAACCUUGUAGGAAAAUCUAAAGGCAAAAUCGUGAGACAAUCGAUCAUCAACCCUGGCUGGGACUUCCGCACGAUGGGCAUCGGCGGCCUCACCGACGAAUUCAACGCCAUCUUCCGGCGAGCGUUCGCGUCUCGCGUCUUCCCGCCCGAGAUCGUCGAGCAGCUGGGCUGCAAGCACGUCAAGGGCAUCCUGUUGUACGGCCCGCCCGGCACCGGGAAGACGCUGAUGGCGCGCCAGAUCGGCAAGAUGCUGAACGCGCGCGAGCCGAAGAUCGUCAACGGCCCGCAGAUAUUGGACAAGUACGUGGGCGAGUCGGAGGCGAACGUGCGAAGGUUGUUCGCCGAUGCGGAGGAGGAGGAGAAGCGGGCAGGUCCGAACAGCGGACUGCACAUAAUCAUCUUCGACGAAAUAGAUGCCAUCUGCAAGCAAAGAGGCUCGGUGGCAGGCAACACUGGAGUCCAUGACACAGUUGUGAACCAGCUGCUAUCGAAAAUCGAUGGCGUAGAACAACUCAACAACAUUCUGGUAAUCGGCAUGACCAACAGGCGAGACAUGAUCGACGAGGCACUGAUGAGGCCAGGCAGAUUGGAAGUUCAAGUGGAGAUCAGUUUGCCUAACGAAGAAGGCAGAUUGCAGAUUCUAGAUAUACACACUCAUAGGAUGAAGCAGUAUAAGAAAAUUAGUCCCGACGUCGACCUCAAGGUGGAAGUUGAUCCCGAGGCCAUCGAAAAACUGCUGGUUUCCCGGAUGGACUUCUUACAUGCUCUCGACAAUGACAUCAAGCCGGCCUUUGGUACUGCUCAAGAAAUCAUAAAUCAGUUCUUGACCAGAGGCGUGAUCAAUUGGGGUCCUCCUGUGACAGGCAUCAUGGAAGACGGGAUGUUAUUCAUUCAACAGGCUCGUGCUACAGAUACAUCAGGAUUGGUUUCUGUUCUCAUCGAAGGCCCACCGAAUUCUGGAAAGACGGCCCUGGCUGCUCAGCUGGCCAGGAAUUCCGAUUUCCCGUUCGUCAAGGUGUGCUCUCCAGAAGAAAUGGUAUUUGAUGAUGCAUAUCGCUCGACGUUGAGCUGUAUCCUGGUAGACAAUAUCGAGAGGUUGCUGGAUUACGGUCCAAUCGGGCCGCGCUAUUCCAAUUUGACUUUGCAAGCUUUGCUGGUGCUGCUGAAAAAACAGCCGCCGCCAGGCAAAAAACUCUUGAUUCUUUGCACCUCGAGCAGAAGGCAAGUUUUAGAAGAAAUGGAAAUGUUAUCGGCAUUCACAGCAGUGUUGCAUGUGCCGAACUUGUCCAAAGCUGAGCAUUUAUUGAACGUUUUGGAAGCAUGUGACGUGUUUUCUAAUCAGGAAUUGAAGCAAAUAACUCAUCAGAUUCACGGAAAAAGGAUCUUCAUUGGUAUCAAGAAAUUGUUGGCUCUAAUAGACAUGGCAAGACAAACGGACGAACGUAUCAGAGUAGUGAAAUUCAUAACGAAACUGGAAGAAGAUGGCGCUCUCGAGGAUCCUGGUAUGGCAUAGGUAUCAAGGUGUUGCUAAAGUUAACAAUAAAUUCAAUUACCAAUCAGAGAAUCAACCACAGAAACAAAAAUUCUUUUAAAUAGUUAGUAUUGAAAACGCUUUCUAUCUCAAAGAUGCAAAAAAUAUUAAUUCGAUUGUCUUUGAUUGCACAGUCUGCAAAUCUUCUCUCCAUACAGGGUGUUACUUAUUACUCGAGGAAGACGAAAUGUUUCAGAAGUCUGGAAAAUCAAUCAAAUAAACAUUAAACAUGCGGAUACAAUAGUAAAUAAUAGUCAUUAAUUGAUCGUUGUAUACACUAUUUUUUUCUAUCACCAAUACAUAAUGAAAUAAAAACAAAAACAUUCAUAUUCCAUCUACAAUCCUUGAGUUCCGUUUACUUGCGAUAUAUUGUGAUUGAAUGUCAAUUGAAAUUUGAUUUCAACAACUCAAGCAUGUAUGUAAAAACAUGGACACAUUUGAUUGUACCCAAGUAUGUGUUUUUAUUGGCCAAAAAUUGGUUUCAUAAUGAAAGAUACCUGUUUUUAAUGGGACAAAAUCUGUUUCAUACCGAAAAUUCGGGUUAAAUAUUAUUAAUCCGGUAGCAGAUAUUUAAUGCGUGGAUAUAAUACGGAAGUAGAAAAAAAUUGAAAUCACUCCAAAAUAUUUCUAAGAAUUUGAAUAACGCCCUGUACUGUACGUAUCAACUGGGUAUGACCGUUGUAUGACAUAUACUUUCUCUUAUUGAAAUGGUGUGCAAUCAAAACUAAUCACUUGAAGUAUUUCUUUCAUUUAUUGUAUUGCCAUAUUCAGUUGAUAUCAGAGUAUUUAUAAGAUAAUAAAUUAUUAUUAUUUC